Molecule: messenger RNA, 2541 nt
Organism: Trifolium pratense (red clover)
Lineage: Eukaryota; Viridiplantae; Streptophyta; Magnoliopsida; Fabales; Fabaceae
Product: glycerol-3-phosphate dehydrogenase SDP6, mitochondrial-like
Exons: 6
Coding region: 359-2239 (626 amino acids)
Biological process (GO): glycerol-3-phosphate metabolic process
Cellular component (GO): glycerol-3-phosphate dehydrogenase (FAD) complex; mitochondrion
Molecular function (GO): glycerol-3-phosphate dehydrogenase (quinone) activity
Source: RefSeq, a predicted model, not a curated record
AAGACUCAGUCUUAAGUAAUAUCAACCAUAAGCAAAAUAAAUAUCAAUUGAUCUCAAAAACACCACUCAUAUUUCUUAGAUCAUAAAGAAGAACCAAUUUCCUUGAAUGUGAAAUACUAUACCAGUACUUGCUAAAUAAGAACAAACCUAUUUUUCCUUUUUUCAAUAAACAAAUGUAUUAUUUGCGACUCAAGUAAUUGGAUCUAUUUAAGGAGUUGAGUGAAUGAUUAACAAGUGUAAUAAUCUACCGCUUAUAACACUUGCCGAACUUUGUUUAAUUUAAGUAGAAACUAGUCAUAGUCGGUAGUAGUCUCUUUGACUUGUUGAAAUAAGUCCCACAUUUCUCUCUGUCUUUUUAAUGACUCGCCUGAGGCGACUCGGUACCGCCCUCGGAGCUGCUGCAGCCACCGCUUACGGCGGUGCAAUCCUUCUUUCACCUUCAUUUUCAUCUAACGAUCAUGGAUCCCAGCUCACUGCCUUCCAACACAAGAUCCACAACCCAGACGCCGUCCUCCCAUCCAGACAAGUACAGCAGUCGUCACUCACCGGCUCCACCUCCUCCAACCCUCUCGACAUUCUCGUAAUUGGUGGAGGAGCCACCGGUACCGGCGUUGCCUUGGAUGCUGCAACACGUGGACUCCGUGUUGGCCUCGUUGAAAGAGAGGAUUUCUCUUCUGGAACUUCUUCUCGCUCCACAAAGCUCAUACAUGGAGGUGUUCGUUACUUGGAAAAAGCUGUCUUUAAACUGGACUAUGGCCAACUCAAGUUAGUAUUCCAUGCACUUGAGGAGCGUAAACAGGUUAUUGACAAUGCACCACACCUAUGCAAUGCUUUACCUUGCAUGACUCCAUGUUUUGACUGGUUUGAAGUAGUUUACUUCUGGAUAGGCUUGAAAAUGUACGAUCUGGUAGCAGGAGCACGACUUUUGCAUUUAUCGAGAUAUUAUUCUACGAAAGAGUCCAUUGAGCUCUUUCCCACAUUGGCAACAGAGGGAAAUGGUAGAAGCUUGAGGGGCACAGUUGUUUAUUAUGAUGGCCAGAUGAAUGAUGCGCGUCUUAAUGUUGGAUUGGCUUGCACGGCUGCAUUGGCUGGUGCAGCAGUGAUGAACCAUGCUGAAGUUGUAUCCCUAUUGAAGGACGAUGUUGGUGAACGGAUAAUUGGUGCACGAAUUAGGGACAAUUUAACUGGCAAAGAAUUUGAUACGUAUGCAAAAGUAAUUGUGAAUGCAGCUGGUCCGUUUUGUGAUUCAGUAAGGAAAAUGGCUGACAAAAAUGUACGAGAUGUGAUUUGUCCAAGCAGCGGUGUACAUAUUAUACUCCCUGAUUAUUAUUCUCCAGAGGGUAUGGGUUUAAUUGUUCCUAAAACUAAGGACGGGCGUGUUGUUUUUAUGCUGCCUUGGUUGGGAAGAACAGUUGCCGGGACUACAGACUCCAAUACUGCCAUUACUUUUCUUCCAGAACCACAUGAAGAUGAAAUACAAUUUAUAUUAGACGCCAUCUCUGACUACCUUAAUGUUAAGGUCCGACGCUCUGAUGUUCUUUCUGCUUGGAGUGGCAUUCGACCAUUAGCAACGGACCCAUCAGCUAAAAAUACUGAAAGCAUUUCCAGGGAUCAUGUUGUCUUUGAAGAUCACCCUGGUUUAGUUACCAUCACUGGUGGCAAGUGGACAACCUAUCGCAGCAUGGCUGAAGAUGCUGUUAAUAUAGCUAUAAAGGCUGGGAAACUGACCCCCACUGGUGAAUGUGUGACCAACAACCUUAGGAUUGUCGGUGGCGAAGGGUGGGAUCCUGCUUCUUUUACAGUUCUCACGCAACAGUAUGUGCGCAUGAAAUUAACACAUGGGGGAAAAGUUGUUCCUGGGGUAAUGGACACCGCUUCAGCUAAACACCUGUCUCAUGCAUAUGGAACAUUGGGUGAACGGGUGGCUGCCAUUGCUCAGAAUGAAAAUUUGGGUAAGCGGCUUGCUCAUGGUUACCCUUUUUUGGAGGCUGAGGUGGCUUACUGUGCUCGUCAUGAGUACUGUGAAUCAGCCAUUGACUUCAUUGCACGGAGGUCUCGCCUCGCUUUCCUCGACACUGAUGCAGCAAGACGGGCAUUACCUCGUGUGAUUCAAUUAUUGGCAGCUGAGCAUAAAUGGGACAAAUCAAGGCAGAAGGAAGAGCUGCAGAAGGCUAAAGAUUUUUUGGAGACUUUUAAAUCAUCCAAAAAUGCCCAGUUCUAUGAUGGGAAGCACAAUUAGUAAAUUGUUGUCCAUAUCAGCCCACACAUUGUAUAUAGAAAUUCUGCUGCUGUUAUUUAUUUUCAAGUUGUCCACUUCUGCUGGGUUCCAAAGGGAUGAAUAACAAAUAAAUUAAUAAAUAAAUAAUGUACAAGGACAAAUAUUCUCACGGUCUGUAUUUGUCUAUUUGAUUUUGAACUAGAAAGGGAUUCACAUUGCAAACCUGGUGUUUUUGCAUAUAGAGCUUCUGUGUGUCAAUGUAUAUACGAAUUUGAGGGUUUAUCUAGCAACCCCUUUUAAAAAGAACUAUAUUAUCCAUCUUA